AUGACCUCAGAAAUAUCAACAGAUCAAGAGGCAUGUAUAUCAAUAGAUCAAGAGUGUUAUGACACUAUCCAAGCUACAAAGUGUUAUGACACUAUCCAAGCUACAAAGUGUUAUGACACUAUCCAAGCUACAAAGUGUUAUGACACUAUCCAAGCUACAAAGUGUUAUGACACUAUCCAAGCUACAAAGUGUUAUGACACUAUCCAAGCUACAAAGUGUUAUGACACUAUUCAAGCCAAAGUGUUAUGA
Messenger RNA from Lodderomyces oxycetoniae, 249 nucleotides. RefSeq lists its product as uncharacterized. Lineage: Eukaryota; Fungi; Ascomycota; Pichiomycetes; Serinales; Debaryomycetaceae. The coding region runs from base 1 to 249 and encodes 82 amino acids. The record is from RefSeq and is a predicted model, not a curated record. The transcript is spliced from 2 exons.